UCGCCCACCUCCGCGAACCACAAGCGCCCCAUUGCCGCAGCCUUAAAAAUCCGCCCUGCAGACGACUAGCAACAUAAAGAUCCCAUCUUUCCUCCGUCUCCCCUCCCCCAUCCGAAUCGAUACCCCGCCGUUGCACUCGAGCUUUUCCCUCGAUACGCGAUGACGAAGCAGAAUGUUGUGCCGGUGGAGGCCGUGGCCGCCAUCGCGGUGGCGGCGGUGGCCGGCUCGUCUCCCCUGUUCCCCUACCCGCCCCCCCGGGCCUACGGCCGGAGGAAGUAUCUAUCCCAGCUCGAGCUCGGUGGCGGCAGGAUCGGCGCGUGGGUGGAGUCCAUGAAGGCCUCUUCUCCCACCCACGCGAAAGCGACCGCCGCCCUGCCUUCCGGCGACGCCGCCGUCGACGAGCAGUCCGCGUGGGUUGUGCGGCAUCCCUCGGCGUUGAACAAGUUCGAGCAGAUCAUGAGCGCCUCCAAAGGGAAGCAGAUCGUGAUGUUCAUGGAUUACGAUGGCACACUAUCGCCCAUCGUCGACGACCCCGAUUCCGCUUUCAUGUCCGACGCGAUGAGAGAGGCGGUCAGGGACGUGGCGAGGUACUUCCCCACCGCGAUCGUCAGCGGGCGAUGCCUGGACAAGGUCAUUAACUUCGUGCGACUGGCCGACCUAUACUACGCUGGUAGCCACGGCAUGGACAUCAAAGGCCCCACGAAGCCCCGACACGCCAAGGCCAGAGCCAAACCCGUUCUCUUUCAACCGGCAAGCGAGUUCCUCCCCAUGAUAGACGCGGUUCACAAGGCAUUGUUGGAGAGGACCAAAUCCACACCUGGUGCCCGGGUGGAGAACAACAAGUUCUGUGUUUCCGUCCACUUCAGAUGUGUGGAUGAAAAGAGUUGGAGUUCGUUGUUCGAGCAGGUGAGGUGUGUGUUGAAGGAGUACCCCAAACUGCGGCUCACUCAGGGAAGAAAGGUGUUAGAGAUUCGUCCCACAAUCAAGUGGGAUAAGGGGAAGGCAUUGGAGUUCCUGUUGGAGUCGCUUGGAUUUGCCAACUGCACAAACGUAAUGCCGGUCUAUAUCGGAGAUGAUCGCACCGAUGAAGAUGCGUUCAAGGUAUUGCGAGACAGAGGACAAGGCUUUGGCAUCCUUGUCUCGAAGUUUCCGAAGGAGACAAAUGCCACUUAUUCCCUGCAAGAGCCAUCCGAGGUUAAGGACUUCUUAGUGCGGCUAGUGGAGUGGAAGCGCCUGUCGAUGAAGGCUUGUUCCAAGGUGCAAGUAGCAUAGAAGUUGCCCCACCACCCCUGUGAAAGCUUAGGUCUGAUGGGACCCAAUGAAACGGGGAGUUCAUGUAAUCCCCUUAUUUUAGGUGCAAAGAACGCCUCAUAAAGAGGCAGAGCAAUCUCUAUGUCCCCUUACUCUUCUUCUUGGACUUGAAAGCACUGCAAUUCAAGCUUUCUUCCCUUUACACGAGCAGCUGUAAUCUUGUAAUUAGAUCUUUGUACAAUCAAAAAAGAAGGAACACCAAUUGUUUUCU
Molecule: messenger RNA, 1522 nt
Organism: Musa acuminata AAA Group (dessert banana)
Lineage: Eukaryota; Viridiplantae; Streptophyta; Magnoliopsida; Zingiberales; Musaceae
Product: probable trehalose-phosphate phosphatase 6
Exons: 11
Coding region: 160-1272 (370 amino acids)
Biological process (GO): trehalose biosynthetic process
Molecular function (GO): trehalose-phosphatase activity
Source: RefSeq, a predicted model, not a curated record